UAUACAAGUGUAAGUACAUUUAACUGUAGAAUUUACAAUGCAACCACUUGGACAUUGAAAAUGAUCACAAUGAAAAACUCACAAUCUGCUAAAGCAUAUUUAAGGCUUAAAAUUUAAUAAAAAAUGUUGAAAACAACAGCAUAUUUCACCAUAUUUACAAUUUGCGAACGGAAUAAAAUGACUUCACAUUCUAUUCAAAUCUAGCUGGCAUCUAUGUGGUUAACAUAUUCAACAUCUGGAUCCAACUUAUGGUCACGUGACCAGCGUGAAAGGGGUGUUGAAAUAGCUGAACCUGAAAACAGAGCUGGGGAGGAACAAGGAUCGACAAUCACUACCUUUUAAAACAUGAAGCCAGUCAACCAAUUCUUGCUCUGGUUGUUGCCAUGGAUCCCAGGCACUCUAAGUGGGCUGACAACCCAGGCCGAGCUUCGAGUCAUGGAGGGUAACUCACUAAUUGUCCCAUGUCUUUAUGAGCCUCAGUAUGCCAGUUAUGUUAAGUACUGGUGCAAAGGAAAAACGAGGGAAUUUUGCACAAGCUUAGCCCGAACAGAUGACCCCAUCACUCACAGCCAGUCUGACAACAGAGUAAGUAUUUUUGAUGACCCGAUCCAGCAAGUCUUCACAGUGACAGUGAAGAACCUAAAGGAGGAGGAUUCCGGCUGGUACAUUUGUUGUGUGGAGCUUGGUGGAUUUUGGCAAGCUGAUGUCUGUGCAUUCACUUACGUCACAGUGAUCUCAGGAAUGUCGGUAGUGAAUGGCAGACUAAGUGAGGAGGAGGGACGUAGUGUCACAGUUCAAUGUCUUUACAGUCCAAGAUACAGAGAGAGUGAAAAGAUGUGGUGUAGGAGUGGAGACUGGAGCUCUUGCCUGGUGACAGGCAAUGAAGGCACCUAUGACGACGCAUCUGUGGCCAUCAAUGAUGACAGAACUGGGACUUUGACAAUUACCAUAAAGAAGCUGAAGAGGGGAGAUAUGGGCUGGUACUGGUGUUCUGCUGGACAAGAGAAGAUUCCAGUGCACGUGCAAGUCUUACACCGACCAUCAACUGCCACGUUGAGUGGAAAUGCAGCAGCAGUGACUGUGACAACCCAAGCUGCAGCAAACCAGUCGGUUACAGAUGUAGCUGACCCCAAACCUAAAACAAAGGAUAGCUGGAAGUCUCGAAUUUUCACUGUGGAGUCCGUGACAUGUGCAUCAUUCAUAUUGCUUGUGGCCUUGGCUAUAUUAGCAAGCAGGAUGUGGAAACGUAAACAAUUUCAAAAGCUAAGACAAACGAUGGGAAUGAAACCAACUCACAUGGAGGACUGUGGAAUAGUGGUGGUGACCAGCAAAAAAUCUUGAACAACUGUCUUGAACACUAAUUAAAAAGGAAAAGAUAGAAAUUUAAAUUACCUUUGCAUAGGUUAUUAUAACAAAUACUUCUUCAUAUAAGAAUAUAUCUCUGCAGAAUAAAUCUUGAGGAAUCAAAAUAACUGUAUGAAAAAACCAAAAUAAUUACUUAAAACGACACACAGUGAUUGCGAACGCACAGCACACUUAAAUCAAUAAAUACAUCUGUUUUGUAAUUGCUUUUUAUUAAUAAUGGGUACUGUGUUUAGACUGGCAACUGAGCUCAUCUGUUGUUACAAAAAAAAAAAGAAGCAUUUUCCUGAGGAUGAGGGUGGAUUUUGUUACCAGGAUGUAUCAACUUUUACUGUAUGUAAGAAUAAAUGAGGCACAUUUAAACAAAGAAAGGGAUCAUACAAUGUUAAAUGCAGAUAAAAAGACAACUGAGGAAACAUGUGUACUGUGUGUGCAUGAGAAAGAUUUUGUAUUUUAUCUACAAUACCAAAACAAAAAAGAAAA
Messenger RNA from Corythoichthys intestinalis (scribbled pipefish), 1845 nucleotides. RefSeq names its product CMRF35-like molecule 5. The coding region runs from base 346 to 1341 and encodes 331 amino acids. The record is from RefSeq and is a predicted model, not a curated record. Gene Ontology annotation, molecular function: transmembrane signaling receptor activity. Gene Ontology annotation, cellular component: plasma membrane. The transcript has 8 exons. Lineage: Eukaryota; Metazoa; Chordata; Actinopteri; Syngnathiformes; Syngnathidae.